This is a messenger RNA of Photinus pyralis (common eastern firefly), 3237 nucleotides long. RefSeq names its product TWiK family of potassium channels protein 12. Lineage: Eukaryota; Metazoa; Arthropoda; Insecta; Coleoptera; Lampyridae. The coding region runs from base 2099 to 3118 and encodes 339 amino acids. Gene Ontology annotation, cellular component: membrane. Gene Ontology annotation, molecular function: potassium ion leak channel activity. Gene Ontology annotation, biological process: stabilization of membrane potential; potassium ion transmembrane transport. The transcript has a single exon. The record is from RefSeq and is a predicted model, not a curated record.
AAAACUUCUUAAGCCCCCCCUAAAAAAAUACUGGCCACCCCUGCUACUUCAUUCUGGCUACGAGCCUGCUGUGAGGUAUUUUUAGUUUUAAAUUUUCUUAUACUUCAUCCGAUGUUUAGUUGAUAUUAAGUGAGAGUGCUCAAUGAGUAGAAUACAGGAUGUCCCUGGCCUUUUUCGACAUUUUUUAAAUCGAAUGUGCUGUAUAUUUUAUUCUAAAAAGAUAGCAUAUUAAAUUCUUUGUUUAAAAAUAUAAUACUAACUAAAUUUUUGUAAAUUUUGUAUUUUUUGAAUCAUGUAAACCAUUUUUGAAUCUGUCUGUUAUAUUUAUGAAAAUGUGCCAUCUUUUUGGUCAAAAUAUACAGGGUGUUCCAUUUAAAAAAUGAGGUUAGGUCUUUUAAGUAUUUUUCUGGCCCCGUAUACUUAUUUUCAGAAUGGCAGGUUAUUCAACGAUCAUGAUAAAGAAACUUUUAUGAUAAUCAUUUUUCAGGAUCUCUCGAGGUAUCUCUUUUAACAAAGGUCAUUCUGAAAUUGACAAUACUUUGAUUUUCCCCCGUAUCUGUUAAGCGAGCGAAAAUUUUCAAAUGUCGAUUUUAACAUUUUAAGUUUGACCCAUAAAGGGCACAUGUCGCCUAUAUUACUUUUUGGUAGCACUAACAAUUACAGUGCAGUGCACGCUUGCAAUGGAACUAAAGUACUAGAGAACAUACUGCAAGGUAAUUUUUUUCAUUUAAGAUUGAUUAAAUGAAUUUAAGACGUAAUAAUUUGCACUUAGUUUUUGUGAUUCACAAAAUUUUUGUGUGCAUCAAUUAUCUCAUUGAAUUCUUAUCAAUAAUACAGCCGCUUGCGGCGCAAUCUCAAGCGCAGUAUAAGUACAUACCGUAUGAUAAUAUAUACACUCAUACAAAACUACACAGUGCGAUGUUUGGCUUACUAACUUUUGUUGAAAAAUAACGUAGAUCUUAUAUAAUAAAUCUAAAUAACGCACGGAAUUAGAAAAGAAAUCAUUUCCCACGUAAUCCACAAAGACAAAGUCGAGAGUGUAAACGUACUUUUGACUAGCAUAGCGAAAUACUCGGUUAAACUCAAAUCCGGAUGAUGACCGCCGCCGUUAAAAUAGUACACAAGGGUUGAAUAAUCGCAAAUUAAAUUUACGCGUUUUAAUUUCCAUGGAAAAAAAUGUAUGCAGGUAGGAGGUUAUCUAUCAGAUUGGAUGAGACCGGUCAUAAUGUACUGCAGCGAAUAAUGUAGAAAUUCCCAUAGAUAUCAAGGCCUCAUGGAGAGAUUAGUCAUCAGUGAUAAGAAACGAAAGCGGAUUUGACUCACUUCCGAGAAAUAUGACGGGCUUGUUCUAGAACAUUCGGAAACUUUCGGGUGCACUCGAGAAUGUUCCAGAAAGAUGGCGUUCUCUAUGUAGAUGUAAUAAUUACGAUUUUAGCUAUGUUAGUAUAUGGUCCCUUCUUAUUGUUCUUCUCUAUCACCUGAUGUGGUUGACAUUUCUAAUUUAAAACAAAUAGAAUGUACAUGAUAGAAUGUGGGCCUUGUAAUGUAGGCAAAUGUAACGCGCAUGGCAAACUCGAGGGUACACAUGCGCAAAACAAACUUUCGUAAGUAGUUGUCGACUGAUGCUCACAACCUUGUUGUCAAAAUUCGUUUCGUUUUUGUAUUUUAGAUUGUACCUAUAUUGUAAUUUAAAGACCUUUUAAAGAAACAGGGCGACACGUAGAACAGUUUUUGUGUGUUAUUAACACGAAAUAUUUUUAAGUGCUGUUGGCAAUGUGCUGUAGUGCAAUUUUUACCUUUGCACUAAGGCGUUUCUUAUGCUACAGUAGUAAUUCGUACAUAAUAUACAUUUAUUAUGUCUAGGUGUUCCUCCUAAAGCAAAAAUACGUAGAAGACUGGCAUGCAAAAACCAAUACGCGAUCAAUUUGCGAAUUUUGAAAUAAUAGAUAUUUAUAGAACUAAUCAGUUGUGCGAAAGCAUUAAUAUUAUUAGGAAAUAAUUCACGUUCAAGAUAUGUGGCACUCUGCCAGUGGACGUUAAUACAAAAAUAGCUCAAGAGUGGAAAACGUCUUUUGAAUAUUUCAUACGGUUAACAAACAUGGAUUAUGAAGGAGGAGAUUUUUUUCGCAGUUCCGUAAGAAGUAAAGCUUCUUCGUCGUUAAGUGAUUUAGGCUCGCGUGAAAAAAUUAAAGAUUGUUGUCGGAAAGUGAUCGCGUUUAUGUGCACACAAGUUGGUGUAGGGGGAUUGGUUGUCGGAUAUACUGUUGUGGGCGCGUUUGCGUUUCGAUACAUUGAACGACAGAACAAAGCGUUUCAGUUUAAUGUUCAUUUUGAAGGGUGCCUUAAUGAUAUAUGGAAGAUUGCUCAUCAAAUCAACACCGUGAACGAGCCCCUUUUUCGUACUCGUAUGGAUACUGUUUUGUUAGAGUAUCAAAAUAAAAUGGUAAAGCUGUUCCGUGAAGGUUUUCGGGGAAGAACUCCAGAAGAGAUUUGGUCAUUUCCAGCGGCAUUAAUGUUUUCGCUGAGCAUAAUUACAAUGAUAGGGUAUGGUAAUAUGACACCAAAAACGCAGUGGGGUAAGGCACUCACGGUUAUUUACGCUGUGUUUGGAAUACCACUUUACAUACUAUACUUUAUGAAUAUGGGAGAAGUGCUUGCGGGAUGUUUUAAAUGGGUCUAUACGCGACUGUAUGAGUGUAGCAGUGAAGAUUUUGAAGAGGAGGAAAAGGCUCGUCGCAUAGUUGUACCAUCGCGAGCUUGUUUGUGGGUUAUUGGCGGAUAUGUCUUGACAGGCACAGUUAUGUUUGCAAUAUGGGAAAGAUGGAAUUACUUGGACAGCGUAUACUUUUGCGUGACGAGUUUAUGCAAAAUCGGCUUUGGGGAUUUAGUACCAGGUGCCAAUAUACAGGAUUCAAAAGGUGGUAGCCAGACCAAGUUGGUGAUCAACUUUAUGUAUAUGCUAGUGGGUUUGGGGUUAGUUGCUAUGUGCUAUAACUUGAUGCGUGAGGAAAUACGGGUGAAAGCGAAGGAGUUUCGUGAAGACUUAACACAGUGUUUGGAGGAUACAAGAACUAGAUUUCUAUAUUGUUUUGGUCGUUGCGGUUGCAGGAACUUUUGAAUUUUAUUUACCGAUACAAACUUUUCUACUACCCACUCGUGUACAUAUUGCAAACUAAUUCGUGUCCAAUCCGUUUUAAAAGACUAUAAUUAUUAACAGAAUUUGCUUCUAGAUGUGAA